CGUAUAUACAGAGAUGAUAAGUUCGAGGAUCGCAUUAAGCACACUCUUUAGUAUAUAUUACAGGGCGUAUGCUGUAGAUUACAUCAAGUGCAUAAAGUAUAAACAAAAACUAAGUUCUCCUUCUUUAGUAUUUUAGACGCAAUUAAAAAUGGCAGAUGUAAAUGCAAUUGUUCGGCCGGCAGAAAGAUCAGAUUGCGAAGCAAUAAAAGCUCUAAUACAGGAAUUAGCCAACUUUAAUAAACUACCAGAUGGCCCGAAAAUGAGUUACCAAGAUCUUGUAAGAGAUGGAUUUGAUACCUCCCCACCUUUGUUUACAAGUUAUGUGGCAACAGUUCAGGGAAAAGUAGUUGGUUAUGCUUUAUUUUUCUAUAUUUAUUCAACAUGGCAGGGAAAAGCCUUGUUUUUAGAGGAUCUCUAUGUAUGUGAAGAAUAUAGAAAGAGGGGUAUUGGAGGUUUGCUUUUUGACAAUGUUGUGGAGUUUGCAGUAAAAAAUGAUUGUUGCAAGUUGGACUUUACCGUUUAUAAUUGGAAUAAUUCAGCUCAGAAAUUUUAUUUAGGAAAAGGAGCAGCUGAUAUUACAGUAUCAAAUAAUUGGCAUUGUUAUAGAAUGGAGAAGGAAGCGUUGCUAAAUUUAUGUAGUAAAUUAAAAAAGUUAAAAAUGAUGCAAGAAAAAAAAUAUCCUUACGGCAGGGGAAAAAUGGCAGAUGUAAAUGCAAUUGUUCGGCCGGCAGAAAGAUCAGAUUGCGAAGCAAUAAAAGCUCUAAUACAGGAAUUAGCCAACUUUGAAAAACAACCGGAUGGCCCGAAAAUCAGUUACCAAGAUCUUGUAAGAGAUGGAUUUGAUACCUCCCCACCUUUGUUUACAAGUUAUGUGGCAACAGUUCAGGAGAAAGUAGUUGGAUAUGCUAUUUUUUAUUAUGUUUAUUCAACCUGGAAGGGAAAAGCCUUAUUUUUGGAGGAUCUCUACGUAUGUGAAGAAUAUAGAAACAAGGGUAUUGGAGGUUUACUUUUCGACACUGUUGUGCAGUUUGCAGUAAAAAACGAUUGUUGCAAGUUGGACUUUUCCGUUUUAAGUUGGAAUCCAGCUCAAAAAUUUUAUUCAAGAAAAGGAGCAGCUGAUAUCACAGUAUCAAAUGAUUGGCAUUGUUAUAGAAUGGAGAAGCAAGCAUUGCUAAAUUUAUGUAGUAAAUUAAAAAAGUAAAUUUUAUGUUGAACUUUGCAUUGUUUAACAUAAUUAUUAUUACUAUGUUCAACAGUAUUCUGCAUACAUUGCUUGUUUUGUAUUCUUUUUAAUUAAAAUAUCUCCUAAAAUAAA
Leptopilina heterotoma is the source of this 1315-nucleotide messenger RNA. RefSeq names its product spermidine/spermine N(1)-acetyltransferase-like protein 1. NCBI's taxonomy places the organism in Eukaryota, Metazoa, Arthropoda, Insecta, Hymenoptera, Figitidae. Gene Ontology annotation, molecular function: N-acetyltransferase activity. The coding region runs from base 149 to 1201 and encodes 350 amino acids. The record is from RefSeq and is a predicted model, not a curated record. The transcript has 10 exons.